CAUAAGGCUAUCUCUUUCACUUCCCCGCAAUCAGACUUAUUUCAUGCUGAUAGGCUUCCUGCAGUAUUCAACCAUCUCUAUCAGCUCUCCGAGAUAUAGUGAGCAAUGAACCGAAACAGGCAGGCGCCGAACGCCAAUCGGUGCAACCAAUUUUUCCAGAAUGGUACAUGCAGAUUUGGAGCAAGAUGUAAGUUUCGCCAUGAGACCUCAUCAUCCCCAGCGGCUUCGCCUCAAGCAUCAACAUCACGUCGGGAGACGCAGGCUCCAGCCGAGGACAAGCUUCGAGAAUGGAAGCGAUUAUUGAACCACAGCCCAUCAAACCCACGUGCUAUACGAUCAUCGGCCUUCAUGAACCAGCAGGCGUACGACCGAUACUUCAAGCUCGCUCUAGAGCUCAUGGAAGGAGAUAUCGGCGCUUCACAAGCGACCGUAAAGCUUAUGGCUACAGAUGAUGGCCUUGGCUUCAUCAAGGAUCUCAUUGAGCGACAAAUUCCCCAGGCCAUAGACAGGCCCACGAAGAUACGUCUAUAUCUAAACCAGAUACAACCUAUGUUCCAGGUUCUCACCCAUACACGCGUUGUUGAUUCCAAUGUGCUUGAGCAACAAGUCGCCGAGAUUUAUAACUUCAUCCAAGGGAUUGGAGGACGACGGAUGAGAAGCCUAUUUGACUUCAUCUUGGGCUUACUCGAUGUUUGGUCUACUCUACCUAACUUGGCCGAGAAGGAUGAGUGUGGAAUUUCCACCUGUGAACUUUCGCUCUCGAUAUUGGCCACGAUGAUUGAUUGUGCUACGAGUAACAUCGUGAAUGAUAAUUUUGAGCAUAUUGUCAAGCGAUUCGGAAGUUUAGUUCAAGCCGCCACUUCUUCAUCUAACGAAUUCUCGAAGUUGCAAGCUAAGAAAUUCCUACAAUAUCUCGAACAACGUCUUGGAGUUGGCGCCUCGCUUUCUGAAGCUAAAGUAGGGAAGCCGGUGCCAGUGACACGGUCCGAAUUUGUUAUGCGAAAGGAUCUGCCGGGGCGACUUUCAGCAGAUGGUCCAAGGCACGAUAACGAUCAUGAUGAUAUUUGCAAAAUAAGAAUUCUGCCCACACACCAAGAAAUAACGUCUGUCCGUAAUGAAUACCUCCCGACUACAGAUUCAUCUCUGUUUCAUAGACCUGGGAUUCAUGGUCGCCUGGAUAGGGAAUUUCGCCUAUUGCGAGAAGAUACCGUCGGUCAACUUCGAGACGCUGUCAGCUUGCAGCUUGAGGCCAUGCGAAAUCCCAAGCGCAAGCAAAACAACGGGAACAGGAAUGCUCUUCGUACUUACGCCUACGAACAAGCUGCGAUCAUCGACGUUGGAUUUGAUAGAAAUACAGGAAUGGAUUUACUAAUUCAAUUUCGGCAACCUAUAUCCAAGAAGAAUAUCCGCCAACGUCGAGAUUGGUGGGAAAGCUCUAAACGUCUCCAACCUGGCGGUCUUGUCUGUGUCCUUUCCGAAAGCGACAGCGUGCUAUUCUGCGUGGUUGGUGAUGCCACUAUCGUAACAAAGGGACAGAAAGGAAAAGCCAAGGUGGAAGAAAACGAAGGAUCUAAGGAUCUAUCUCUUGCUGACGAUGAAACUUCCGCCUAUGUGCAUUUACAACUCGCCGAAACCCGUCAAAACGAUAUUGGCCAAGCACUACGGUGGUUUCAGGACGUUUCUACCAAAUGGUUGUGUCUAGUGGAGUUCCCUCGCGUCCUUCUUCCCUCAUUUCAGCAUACGCUCAUGGCUCUUCAACGCAUGUCAAAGAAAUCAAGUGUGCCAUUUGACGACUUGCUCGCGCCAAUUGAACAUAAUCCAACGUUUGAUAUCACUAUGGUGGGCCCUCCUCAAUACACAACUAAACGAGGAUUUUCUUUCAACCUUCGAUCCCUCACGAAAGAUGAUACGGAACUGCAACAUUCGCCCCAGAAGCCACUCGACCCUGAAGUGCUAGCAAAACAUUCCGUUCUUGAUCCUACUCAAUCCAAGGCUCUUUUAAAUACGUUAUCGAGGAGGUUGGCGCUGAUCCAAGGCCCACCUGGUACUGGGAAAAGUUUCACCGGCGAGAAAAUAAUCAAAGUGUUACUUGCGAACAAGCGCCAGGCUGACCUCGGGCCCAUCCUUUGCGUAUGCUAUACCAACCACGCCCUUGACCAGUUGCUAGUCCAUUUAAAGCAUGCCAAUGUCAAAAUCAUCCGAAUCGGAUCUAGAUCCAAAUCAGAAGAGCUUGAGGGUGUCAAUCUUCGUGCCGUAGCCCGAAUCGCCGACCGUACCAAGGCUGAAAAGGGAUCCAUGUGGAAUUUAAGUCAAAGUCGGAAUGAGGAUUCUCAAUCAAUAAAAAAUUCACUCCGAGAACUUGCAACCUGUCAAACUCCGAGCACACUUCGCGAUUACCUUCGAAAAAUUCACCCACACCACCAUCAGGCUCUAUUUAGCUUCGAGGACGAAGAAGGAUUUAUACAGGCAGGGCCUCGCAAACCUGGACAACUCCUUGAACAAUGGCUUCAUAGCGGUGGUGAAGACGGUUCACAUCGCGAUAUCAACAGUCUUCUAGGUACUGAAAUCUGGUCUAUGCGCAAAAAUGAACGAUUGCGCCUUUACAAACACUGGCUACGAGAAAUACGCGACCCGCUUGUAAACAACGUUAUCAGCAGAUAUAAGAACUACCAGAGUACCAAGGAUGAGCUAGACAAAGUGUCUCGUGACGUCGAUUUACGAUGUCUACACGAAGCGGAUGUCGUUGGCGUUACGACUACCGGUCUAGCGAGGAACAUCGAGCUUCUUCAGAAAUUGAGAUGCAAAGUUAUGUUGUGUGAGGAGGCGGGCGAGGUUCUGGAGGCACAUACCCUCACGGCCCUACUCCCAUCUGUCGAGCAUGCAAUUCUCAUUGGUGAUCAUCUACAAUUGAGGCCACAGAUAGUAAACUACGAACUACAGAGUACUAGUCAUCGAGGAGCCCAAUACUCUCUCGAUACUUCGCUGUUUGAACGCCUAAUCGAACCUUCGUAUGAUACUGACCCAAGGCUACCAUUUGAUACUCUGGAGACGCAGAGGCGAAUGCAUCCAAGUGUCUCGGAAUUAAUUCGAUCAACUUUAUAUCCUGGACUGGACGACGGCGGUGACGUGCACAAAUACCCUGGUGUUCUUGGGUUGAAGAAGCGCUUAUUCUGGAUGCACCAUGAAUCACCUGAAGAUCAAGCAGCCAAUCCAGAUCCAGCAAACACUUCGCAUACGAAUACUUUCGAGGUUGAAAUGACUAUAGCUCUCGUACAACAUCUCGUCAGGCAAGGAUUAUACGCCGCAGAUGACAUCGCAGUCAUCACCCCUUAUCUAGGACAGUUGAGUCGACUUCGUCGCGAGAUGGAAAAACUGUUUGAGAUCUCUGUUGGCGACCGUGAUAUGGAAGACCUUGAAGCUCUUGACGCAGAGAACGUAACAGACGAGAGCCUGGUUGAUCAACCACAUAAACAACCCGUCGUCAAGAGGACAUUAUUGAAGAGCAUUAGACUCGCCACUGUCGAUAAUUUCCAGGGCGAGGAGGCUAAAGUCGUGGUGGUUUCACUUGUGAGAAGCAACGAAGCGAAUAAAUGCGGAUUCUUAAGCACGUCAAAUCGUAUCAAUGUGUUGUUAUCUCGAGCUCAGCAUGGAAUGUAUCUCAUCGGCAAUGCCAACACCUAUAGGCAUGUUGAUAUGUGGGAUAAGGUAUUGCGAAUUCUGGCGCAAAAUGGGAAUUUAGGGACUGAGUUGGAAUUACAAUGUCCGCGACAUCCUAACCCUGACGAACCACUUCUAGCUUCUAAAGCCGACGAUUUCUUACGACUCGCCCCUGAAGGAGGAUGCAUUCGUCGCUGCGACCGGCGUCUGACAUGUGGGCAUUCGUGUAUCAAUAGAUGCCAUCACGAAGUCCUUCAUAACGCCGUUAAAUGUUUAGAACCAUGUCCUCGGCCCAAGAAGGGAUGUCAACAUCCAUGCAAACUGGUCUGCGGCGACCCUUGUAAACCCCGAUGCGACGAGCGCCUACAAAACCUGAACAUCACUCUUGCUUGUGGCCACAAAAUUUCGUCGGCAUUCUGCUGGCAGGCACAGGAUCCUAAAGUUAUUAUUUGCAAAGAGAUGGUCAAGAAAACUGUUCCUGGUUGUGGUCACAUAGUCGAAGUGCCCUGCAACACAGACGUUAGUCUAGACACUUACAAGUGUGGUCAUAUGUGCCUUGAUCCUCGACCUUGUGGCCACUCUUGCCGCAGUUCAUGCUGGCAGUGUAAGCAGAGGAAAGAUGGUAAGGUCGACAGUACCAACCACGGGAUCUGCAAACAACCUUGCGGACGGCAGUACACGACUUGUCAACAUACUUGCCGACAAGAAUGCCAUGGUGGAACCCAAUGUCCUCUUUGCCCAGCACCCUGCGAAGUUCGUUGCAGCCAUUCAAGAUGCAGUAAAAAGUGCCAUGAGCCUUGCGUACCGUGUGCCAAAGAGACUUGCGAAUCGCAUUGCGUCCAUUCACGAUGUACCAUGCCUUGCGCUGCUCCUUGCGACUGGGUGCCUUGUUCGAAGAGAUGCGACAAGGUAUUGAGUUGCGGACACCGGUGCCCAUCUAUAUGUGGCGAGACAUGCCCCGAUGCGAAGUUUUGCCAGACGUGCUGCUCCGAGUCUAUAAAAUCGCGUGACGUAGAUUUUAUUAUGGGCAUGCAAUACCACGAAGUCGAUCUAGAUGACGAUCCUUGCAUUUUCCCGGACUGUGGUCACUUCAUUACCAUGACGAAUAUGGAUGGCAUUAUGUCUAUGAAAGAUUAUUACGACAUGUCCGCUGAGGGAAAGCCUGCCGCCAUUGCAAAAUCCUCCGAACCUUUUUCAAUGGAUGAGGUCAAAGCCUGUCCCACAUGUCGUGGAUCCCUGCGAAGCGUUGCGAGAUAUGGGCGAAUUGUCCGGCGUGCUAUGCUCGACGAGGCCACCAAGAAGUUUAUUAGUUGGUCCCAAUCGGAGUAUGCUAAACUUGCGGACAAGCUGCUUGAUAUACGGGAGGGCAUAUCGAAGUUCUCGCCUCCCCAGAUUUUGCAGCAAGAUACGAAGUCCAAAAAGAAAAUAUUUUCGACUAGUCGCCUCAAGCCCCUAGGCCUCAUCCGUGAAUGGGUGGGCGGUACCAGAUAUGAUGAAGCUUUCAGGUUCUGGAAUGGAGUCAACAAUUUUAUUGGGCAAGUGAGAAGAGAAGAACAACCCUUGCAACGUGUCCAAGACUUUGUACAACACGCCGCGAAACAGCGAGCAGUUCAAGGAGACUUCGUCCUCGACGAAACGAUCAUCCAAAACAAAGCUCACCUUCUAGCAUGCUCACUCUCCCUAAGAUGCGAUGCCCUUAUUGUAACCGAUUUUAUGGGGCUACGAAAAGACCUACUUGAGUCUCGACCCAAGAUCGAACUAGACUUCUCGGUGCAGAUGAAGGAUUGCGGGAUUAUGGCGGAACGCGCUAUGACGACAAAGCACCCUAGACAAGAAGCCGAGGCUUAUAUCUACUUCGCUCAGUUCUGUGCAUUCAGCCGGGCGCUCACUACUGGUGAUGAAUCGUCGGAAAAUGACUCUAGUAAAGUAAAGAUGGAAAAGUUUAAGGAACAAGGUACCGACUACCUUGUUGCUGCUUGCGCAAUAGUGGAAAAGCACCCAGCUCAGAGCAAGGGCCUAAUGGCCGAGAUCGAGGUUGUAUCAAAGAUGCUUCGCGAUAGUGUGUUCUACGAAAAGGUAUCCGCAGAGGAAAUGCGUGCCGUAUACCGGGCAAUGCAAAAUGAGUUUCUUGGAACGGGACAUUGGUACACAUGUGAGAACGGGCAUCCUUUCACGGUCGGCGAAUGCGGGAUGCCAAUGCAAGAGGCUAGGUGCCCAGAAUGCGGAGCAGCCGUCGGCGGCAGAAAUCAUGCGCCUGCUCAGGGAGUGCAACACGCUGCUGAUAUUGACCGACUUGCUCGUCAAAUGGACGGCAUGGGCAUUAAUUAAGCCGGUGCCCCUAGCUAGUUGCCGUGCUAAUAACGCAGGAUUGUGGACAGGACUCAUAGGGAUAUAAAAAUUUACUUGCCUAUCAAGGUACCGUACCUGGCCAUCCCCCAUAACAUACGAUCAUGACAUGAUUUCGUUCCGUUUUGUAGGAAAUUUAUUCACCA
This is a messenger RNA of Hypoxylon trugodes, 6149 nucleotides long. RefSeq lists its product as uncharacterized. NCBI's taxonomy places the organism in Eukaryota, Fungi, Ascomycota, Sordariomycetes, Xylariales, Hypoxylaceae. The record is from RefSeq and is a predicted model, not a curated record. Gene Ontology annotation, molecular function: helicase activity; metal ion binding. Gene Ontology annotation, biological process: regulatory ncRNA-mediated heterochromatin formation. Gene Ontology annotation, cellular component: nuclear RNA-directed RNA polymerase complex. The transcript has 6 exons. The coding region runs from base 106 to 5985 and encodes 1959 amino acids.